This is a messenger RNA of Prorocentrum cordatum, 1971 nucleotides long. NCBI's taxonomy places the organism in Eukaryota, Dinophyceae, Prorocentrales, Prorocentraceae. The record is from the annotation of a GenBank genome assembly.
AUGCCGCCGCCCCCCCUCCGGCCAGAGCACCGGCCGCCGGAGCCCGAGCCCGUGCCCUCCGCGCCAGCCCCGCUGUCGUUGCAGGUGAUCAUCCAGCCUCCAGAUGAUGACCCUGGUGCCGACCCGAUGUGCGUAGCGCUGCAGGUCGACGAGUCCUGGACGGCGCAUGCAGUGAAGGCCGAGCUGGCGGCGCGGCUGGGCCUGCCGCCGGAGCAGCAGCGCCUGCUCGCCCCCCUCGGCCCCCACGGCCGCGCCGUGCUGCCGCACCGCCCGGAGUUGGCGGACGAGGACACCCUGAGCUCCUACGUUGUCCACGACUUUGGCCGGGUGCCACCGGUGGAGCUGGUGCUCGCCAGGCGCUCCAUCGAGCAGGUCGAGUGGCUGACCAGGGUCAAGCUGGAUCCGGAGUCGCUCCACUUCGCGCCGCCCCACGUGGCGGCCGACCGCGAGGCCGAGUCCGGGACUUGCGCCGGGGUCUGGCUGGUGCUGGGCAGCUGGGGCGUCUGUGGCCGCCUCUAUCUCGUCACGCAGCUUGCGGGCGUGCUGCACCAUGAGGUGUGCAAUUGUGCGGUCCUCCUCACCCUGGCGCGAGGCAGGGUCCACCCGGUCAGCGGAGCGCAAGGACGUGAUUGUGCGGUCGGCGAGGUGGAGACAGGGCGUUGGCGGCACGGGGGCCAGGUCGGCCAGUUGAUGUCCUUCGGCAGCUAUGGCACGCUCAUAUUCGGUGCGUGGGCACUGGCGACUGUCUACACGCUCUACCAGGAGACGCUGCCAUUCAGGGCUGUGCGGUGCGGCUCGGAGUCUGCAAGGGGCUGCUUGUCGCCGCUCAUGAAGGAGCGAGAGCCAGUCGACUUCUACCUCUACCUGACAACGAAUUCGACUUUGCGGUGGUGGAGCAAGGAGCAGCCGAAGCAGAAUUGUUUUUUACUGCCAGCCUCCGAAGCAAUCUUGUGCACUUGCGCGCAGCUUAGCACGAACGUUACGGACUACACGAGCACGAUCUACGAUUUCCAGGUCUGGGCGGCUACGGUUGGUCGUGUGGGCAUGAGUGUAAUCAAGUGGUUCGUUGUGCCACUGUGCUCGGAUGGCAUCAUGCAUGUAGAACAAGUCUUCGCGUACUUCGAGCAAGCUGGGCGUGACAUGGUAAGAUCGGUGGGAUUACAGCGCUGGCGAGACGGCGUGUGCCCACAGGAAGGCGUCGAGAACUUGUUGCGCGCGCCGCUGUGGAAUGCCACUGGCAUCCCUCUCGGAGAUCCCCUGGAGGCUGUGUUGGCGAACAUCUCGCUGUCCGCCAAGGACCUUGGCGGCGUGCGGCGAAACGAGUCCACUCUGAUCGUACACUGCUUCCUGCUCCGCAGCGGCACGGACCUCCUGCAGGCCGUGAGCAGAUUUGAUGGCCCUCAGGCCCUGGACAGUGGCCCGAGCGUAGAUGUCCUCGACUCCAACGUGAUGCACGCGCAGGCGAACAUCACGCGACUGCUGCCGCAACUGGUCAAGCCCAGGCGGAACCUGCUCGCGAACGCCAGCAAGGCGCAGAGUGGCAGCGGUUCGUCCGGGGAUGCCGAGGGCGACGCCAGAGGCGGGGCCAACUCUGGCCUGCCUGCAGAGGACGCCCCGGUUUUCCAGCGCCUGCCUGUCUUGGGGACGGCGGUGCCCGUCUACCCUAGCGAGGCGCUGAUGUGGGUGGGAUCGGCCUUCUGCGUCACCGCCUUCCUCGAGCCGGGCCCAGUGCUCGCGGUGGCGCGCCAGACCCUGGGAGUCGCCGUUGCGCCCUGGCUCGUGCAGCUCCGGAGGUGGCAGCAGGAGGAGCAGCAGGCCGCCAGGCUCGAGGCCGCAGCGGCCAGCCGCCAGGUCACCAAGGAGAGGUCUCCACACCCCACCUCGCGCCGCUGGUGCGGAUUUCGUUGGCCGCAGACUCCGAGUCGUACGAUGCCCGGUACAGGCCUCCGCUGCUGUACAAGAAAGUCGUGA